Messenger RNA from Rangifer tarandus platyrhynchus (Svalbard reindeer), 1179 nucleotides. Lineage: Eukaryota; Metazoa; Chordata; Mammalia; Artiodactyla; Cervidae. The record is from the annotation of a GenBank genome assembly.
AUGUUGGGGUUCAGGCUCCUGCGGUCGCCGCCGCUGCUUCUUCUGCUACCGCAGCUCGGAAUCGGAAUCGCCGCGUCCAGCUCUCACGCCGGAACCAUGAACCUGGGCAGCAACAGCAGCAGCGGCGCGCCCGGCUCCCCCUCGGCCGAGCCGCGCAGGCAGCAGUGCGUGCAGCUGUCCACGGUGCCGGGAGCCGACCCUCAGCGCUGCAACGAGUUGCUCCUGCUGGCGGCGGCGGCGGCGACGGCCGGGGAGGGACCAGGGCGGCGGGACCUCUCUGGGGACCCGGCGAAGGAGGAGGUGCAACCGCCGCCUCAGCAUCACGUUCUCUAUUUCCCCGGGGAUGUGCAGAAUUACCAUGAAAUUAUGACUCGUCAUCCUGAGAAUUAUCAGUGGGAAAACUGGAGUCUAGAAAAUGUUGCCACCAUCUUAGCCCACCGGUUCCCCAAUAGUUACAUUUGGGUGAUAAAGUGUUCCCGAAUGCAUUUGCACAAAUUCAGCUGCUAUGACAAUUUUGUGAAAAGCAAUAUGUUUGGUGCUCCAGAACACAGUACUGACUUUGGAGCUUUUAAGCACCUUUAUACGUUAUUAGUUAAUGCUUUUAACUUAAGUCAGAAGAGUUUGCUAUCAAAGAAGAAUGUGAAAGAUUUAAAUAAGGACUCCAAAGUGUCUAAUUGUCGAUCCACUUCUUCUCAUACUACUAAUGGUUGCCAGGGAGAAAAAGACAGGACCUGUGAAAAAUUUGACGAGUCUGCUAUGAGUUUUUAUCCACCAUCAUUAAAUGGCGCUUCUUUUACUUUGAUUGGAUUCAGUAAAGGUUGUGUUGUUUUGAAUCAGUUGCUUUUUGAAUUGAAAGAAGCCAAGAAAGACAAGAACAUCGAUGCUUUUAUCAAAAACAUAAAAACAAUGUACUGGUUGGAUGGUGGUCAUUCUGGAGGAAGCAACACUUGGAUUACUUAUCCAGAAGUCUUGAAAGAAUUUGCACAAACAGGAAUAAUUGUUCACACCCAUGUAACACCUUACCAAGUACAUGAUUCAAUGAGAUCUUGGAUUGGAAAGGAGCACAAGAAAUUUGUUCAGAUACUUGGAGAUUUUGGUAUGCAGGUGACUAGCCAAAUUCAUUUUGCAAACGAUGCUCCUUCCAUAGAGAAUCACUUCAGGGUUCAUGAAGUAUUUUAG